Messenger RNA from Mytilus trossulus (common blue mussel), 3297 nucleotides. Its product is annotated as exocyst complex component 2-like. The record is from RefSeq and is a predicted model, not a curated record. Gene Ontology annotation, cellular component: exocyst. The coding region runs from base 135 to 2894 and encodes 919 amino acids. NCBI's taxonomy places the organism in Eukaryota, Metazoa, Mollusca, Bivalvia, Mytilida, Mytilidae. The transcript has 28 exons. Gene Ontology annotation, biological process: exocytosis; Golgi to plasma membrane transport.
UGACAAUUGAGUUAUCUCCACUUGCAUUUUGACUCUGGGGAAGUGGAUAUUACAAUUCCCCUGGUAAAACAAUAAACUAAAACGGUGCAGUAAUAAAAAGUCUAAAAACUACUGAAGUGUAAAACAAGAAUAGUAUGAGUAGAUCUGGACCACCGUUAGUGACUGGGGUAGCACCAAAAGAAGGACCCCCUGGAACCAGAAUAACCAUACGUGGAGAAAAUCUAGGCUAUGACCCAAAGGAUUUAAUUGGAGUGAAGAUAUGUGGAUUGGAUUGUUUAUUGGCAGCUGAUUGGAAAUCUCCCAGUAAGAUCAUCGCCAGAUCUGGUCCUGGUAAAGGUAAAGGAGAUAUCAUUGUGAUUACCAAAUCAGGGGGACAGGGAACAUGUACAGUAGGAUUUAAAGGCUACUAUGUACAAAUAGGUCCCUUACAGGAAUCUGCUAUAUGGAUAGAUGAGUCACAGAGUGUUUCUUCCAAUUUACGACAUGGUCGGCCAUCUUCUCCUCUAUUCUCUAAGGAUGAUGAGGAUCCAUUGGGGAUAUCUGAUGAAGGAAAUCAAGCCAAAUUUUCAGAAGAAGACUUGUUAGACUUGUUCCCUGAAGCAUCUGGCAAUAUGUCAAUUGAGAAUUUUUCUUCCUCCUGGUAUUUAUUAGAGAACCAUCAUUCUACCAGCUUUGAUGAUUUGAGAGCAGGUCUUGCUCACAUGAAGAGAAAGGCUAAACAUCGUUCAGAAGGUCCAAUAGCUUUUGUCAAAACUAAUUUAUCUUCUACCUUAGACUGUUUAGACAGUUUACAAAAUAUGUACAGUAAAUUCUGUAAAGAUGAUAUAAGAGGGGAAUUUAUCAAUUCCUAUGCAGUUCUUCUGAUGCAGGCUAAGUCAUGUGCUGAUGGACUGUUCCAAGAAGUACUAGGACGGAAGGACAAGGCUGACUCUACUAGAAAUGCCCUCAGUGUGUUACAGAGAUUUAAAUUCUUAUUUUAUCUUCCAUUAAAUCUACAAAGGAAUAUACAGAAGGGAGAUUACAACAUGGUUAUAAAUGAUUAUAUCAGAGCCAGAUCCUUAUUUGCUGAUACACAAGUACAAGUGUUUAGGAAAGUUUACAAAGAGGUAGAGAACCAGAUAAAUGAAUUCAGAGACAUGUUAAAACAGAAGUUAAUGGAGCUGCCAAACUCAUUAGAAAAUCAGAAGAAAUUAAUCAAGUAUUUAAUCAGUUUAGAAUGUAGUGGAGAUCCUGCUUGGGAAUGUCUAGUUAAUCAACAGAAAUGGCUGACAACUAUACUGUUACGAUGUAAAGAACAGCAUUUACAAGAAGAAAAAGAGAGCCAACCAAAUGGUGAUGUUUUUGGAACUCCUCAAAGGACAUCAAAUUUAUCUAGGGCAAAACCAGGAGAUUCCAACAGUCUGAAAUUGGAACAUGGUUCUUCAAAGUUUACCAAUCCACAAAGAAUUAUGUAUAUAGAAGAGUUGUGUGAGAUUCUGACUUACAAUUUACCAGACCUGUGGAAACUUGGACAGGCAUACUUCUCGGGAGCAUUAAUUGUAAAGGAGCAAACAGGAGAGAAGGCAUUUAAAAUUGAUGUUUCUAAGCAUAGUCAGUUUAAGCAAAUGAUAACAGACACCAUUAGUUUAUUCUCUAACCUUGUGAGAGCUGCUUUCCUGCCACAAACUUUACCAGAAAAAUUGUCAGCAGAAGACAAGACCAAAUAUGGUCAAUGGAACCAAGUUAUUCCAGGAGACUGGUUACCAUCUUGUGUCAGACAUAUUAGGAAUUGUGUUUGGUCCCUGUCCUUACUAGAUUUACCAGGAGAAUCCCCUACAGUGAUAAAUGACCUAGCUUUUGAUAUGAGGACAAACUGUAUGUUUACUCUACUAAAACAAGCAAUUUCUGACAUACAACAGCUUCACAUUAAAGAAACAUGGAUUGUAGAAACAGAUGAUGAAUCAGGGGGAACAACCCAGUUGCCAGCAUUAUUUGAGAACAUUGUAAAUGAGACUAUCCAGCACCUACAUGAAGUUGUUGUACAGAAUAAACAGGGUGAACCAGAGAUAUUUGGUCAAAGAACAGUACAGAAAGAUUCCACACAGUUGUGUUCAGAGUUACUACAAGCAUUUGUACCAUGUUUAGAUUGUUUAGCUUUUACUCCAGUAAUGGCAGGAGGGUCAACCAAUAUUGCAGAUGAUUCAAAGAAAAGGUUCUCUACAUCUAGUAUGGACUUUGAAGAACAUUCCUUACAGUUUGAUAAAAGAUUGAUUAUUAUGUUAAGUAACUGUAGUCACACCAUGGAAAGGAUCAUUCCUCGACUGAUAGAAAACCUCAAUAAACAUGGAUAUGUAGAAAUGAAUAAAGCUUUACAGACUACUAGAGAAAGAUAUGAAGAAUUGGAUAGUAAAUUAUUUGAAGCCUAUAUAGAAGAGAAAUCUAACCCUAUUGUUGGAGCUAUUGAACAGAAUAUGUACAGAGGCAGAUUUGAUUGGAAAACAUGCAGGAAACCAGCUGGAGUCAGAAAUUACCUUAAAGAUGUGAUAAUGAAAAUGAUAGAGGUCCAUGCUGAAGUGUUUGCUGUUUCACCAUCGUUUGUUACCAGGGUAACACAGAAAGUUGUGGAAUCCGUGUCUGAGGAGAUCACAAGAGUUAUAGAAUGUGUUACUGAAUUUAACGAACAUGGAAAGUUGCAGGCUAGAGUAGAACUCAAGGCUCUACAAGAGACUGUGAAACUUUACAUAACACCACAUGCAAAUCAAUGUUUUAAAGAAGCAUUGGAUAACCUUGGCAGUAUGAAACCAGAAGAUAAAAAACUGUUAGAAGAUCUAUUGAACAAGUAUAAAUCACAGAUGAAGUUUCAAAUGAUGUGUUUCUAUGGAGAUAGUCUUCUAAGAAAUUCUGUAUCAGCAUAAAAUAGUGUUACAAGAAACUAUGUGGAUGACACAUGUUAUGAUUAAAGUGAAUCUAAAAAUACAAGUGUCACUAAAAAAACAAAAUGAUUUUAAGGAUUACUUACAUACUAUGUCAAUCUUUUCUUAGUGUUAUAUAAGAUCAUGUGACACAAACUUUUCCGAAAAGUUAUAUUAAGGUAUUCGGCCCAUAAUUAGCCAAUAAACAACAAGCAAAAUAAUUUAUAUUUUUAUCAAGGAUUGUGAGUAGGGGUAUCUAAGAGUUCUUAAUAUAAAAUAAAAAUCCGCAAAAUAUUUCAGGUUAACAACAGAGCUGGGUUACAGUGACCCCCCUUUUUUGUCCUCAUAUGCCAAAUAAGGGGUUUAAGUAGUAUGUAAUUUUAAAAAACCUAUAUAGUAUAAUUUA